Molecule: messenger RNA, 3573 nt
Organism: Phyllotreta striolata
Lineage: Eukaryota; Metazoa; Arthropoda; Insecta; Coleoptera; Chrysomelidae
Source: the annotation of a GenBank genome assembly
AAACAAAAUUGUUUCAUACAAUUUAUAGUAAAGAAAUACGUAAUAAAUAUUAAAUGGAUGCAGCCGGCGGUAGUAUUUUCCAAGGAGCCAACAUAAGCAUAUCCAAUUCGAGAAAUGAGGAGGAGGAGGAAGAUUUGGAAGACCAGAUACGCAGGAAAGAGGAGCUGCAAAAUUUACUCAUCACUAAACUAGACGAUUUCAAGUUCGACGAAAGUACAGUAAACUCUUCGCUAAUAUCUGCCAUAUCCGACGACGCUCAGGAUAAGUUCCUAAAGGCUGAGAACGAGCACGAACAAUUAAAAGUUUUAUUUGAAGUACGAGGUAGAGAACUGGCAGCUCUACGAGAAGAACAUAAGAAAGUUACUGAAAAACUUCAACACCAAGUAGACGUAGUAAAAAAGAAACUAACUCUAACAGAAGCCGAGUUUGAACAAUUGAAACUAUCCUACAAAAACAGCGAAGAAUUAUUAGGCGAAAAAAUACAGAAAGUUAACGAAUUGACAUCAUUACUUGAAAACAAAGAACAACAAAUCAAUGAUUUCAAAAGAGAAAGGGAGAAUCUACAAAUAGAAAUAUCAACUUACAAAUCUACUAUUGAUGGCAUGCACAGAGAACUACAAGGUGAUAAGAAUCCUUUCUCUAAUAUUAACAAACACCACAAUUCCGAAGAAUUAAAAGCGGCACACAAAGAACAAAUAACCAAAUUAGAAACCUUGCUGGAAGAAAAAAUAAUCCAAGCGAAACACAUCGAAAAAGAAAACAUUAAUCUAAAGCAAGAAUUAAGCAAAUUCAUCGAAGUCAACGAAGAAAACUCGACCAUAAUAAAAGCCUUAACCAAAAACUUCGAAGACGCCCAAAACCAAUGCGAGACCCUCAUCGAAGUUGUAGAAACACUCUCCAACGAAAACAAACAUUUACAAGACAGAGUAAACAAUAUUUACAGCAAUUCCCCGAUCAAAAGGAGCUCCACAGACUUCAACACUCUAGUAAGCAGCGUGGAGAAACUGAAGAAAAUGCUACUAGACAAAUCGGUACAAAUAAACACUCUCAAUGCAAAACUAAAUAACUACGAGGAGAAUCUCAAGGAGCUGAUGGAAUACAGGAAACUGAAAACCGACUCUUACCGAAAGGAAUUCCAGCAAUGCGACAAUGCCGAUCACUCCAAAAAUCUGAUCCUCAUGCAGAAUGAUCUGCGGAACUACAAGCAAACCAUCGAAGAUAAAAACCAGCAAAUCCUGCAGUUGAACAGCACGAACAAAGACCUCCUCACGAAAUUAGAGGAAACUUUAUCCCAAACCAGAAACGACAUUCAAACGUUCUCCGCCAAAUACAGCAUUCCCCAAUUGGAGAAAAUGACCGAAGAGCUCCAUAGGGCAGGGCUACGCAUACAGGAACUCGAAGAACAGCUGCAGAUUUCCGAAGAACUGAAGCUGCAGCUCAUCCGGCAAGAUGAGGACAAUAAGCACCAACUGGAAGCCCUGAAGACUGUAUCUGAGAAGGAGAGGAACAACUUUGAAAACGAAAUCAAAAAGCUGAAAAACGAUUUGAUUGUUUCAUCGAACGAAAUCGAACAAUUAAAUCGUAUUCUCCAAGAGAAAUCUCAACGCAAUAUAAAAACGGAAGACGAAUCUCUGAAACAGGAGUAUUUGAAAUGCGUACAAGCCCUACGGAUGUCUGAAAAUAAGAUAAAAGAGCUUGAAGAAAGCAUGAAGCAGAUAUUAGAAUUAAAGAAUGAAGCCGAAAGAGAUAAAUGUAGCAUAGAAUUAAAAUUGAAAGCAGCUAAUGAGGAAUAUGACAACAGUGCAAAACAAUUCGAUCAACUAACAACAGAAUUGCAUCGAAAAGAUGAAUUAAUUGCAACUCUACAAAAUAAAAUAUCGAGUUUAACCGACGAAAUUAAAUUAAUUAAUAAAAAAAUCGACGAAUCCACCCAAACCGAUAAUAUUAGAGCACAAAUGCAACAAGUUGAAAACAACAACGAAGCAAACUUGAUGACAAUCGAACUAAAUCUAAGAGAAGAAAUCCAACAAGAAUACUUCAGCAAACUGAACGAGAUCGAAGAAAAAUACCAAACCGCCUCGAACUCAACCAAAUCCCAGUCCAAAGCGCACUUGGAGAAACUCAAAAACCAGGAAGUCAAGUUCCGGAAACACCUCGCCCUCAUCCUGAGCGAGUGCCAGCGGAAAAUCGAAGGAUUCGAGAGCGAAAGGGCCGAGUUGCUGAGGCGCCUGAACGGUUCCCAAAGCCUCUUGGCCGCGGCCAAGGCCAAAGAGGAGAGAUUCAACAAAUUAGUGGAGGAAUUGUGCGUUAAAAACGCGCGCGAAGCGGAGAAGUGGAAGCUGUGGUCGCAGAAAUUGGUCAACAAUUGCUUGAAGAUCGAGGCCGUCAACAAGAAGAGCCGGGAUAACAUACUGUUCAAGAUGCAGGUGUACGAUUCCAAAGUCAAAGCGGUGGAAAAGGCCUCGGGGAAGUCCAAGGAGAAGUGUGCUAUGAAACGGGCACAGAGUAGGAGCGAGUAGGGAAGCCCAAAAUUUGCUGUUUAACUCAAUUGAAUUUCUGAGAAGUUACAGGCCCUAAAGUUGUAACCAGUAAGUAAUAACCAACACUUGAUUAUCUAUGAUUUGUUCAAAGUGGGGUAGUGUUUAAUUUAAAAGCUCCGCAACUGUUCAACUUAAUUUUAUAUUUACAUAAAUAAUAUAAACGUUUUUUUAAUACAAGUUAUUUUAUAAAGUGCACAAAAGUAAAAAAAAAUUAAAGAUAUAAAAUAGUAAACAAAUAUGAUUUGAUAUAAGUGUUAAUGCAACGAAGGAGUUUUCUACACAUUCAGAUACAACCUACAGAAUUCUAAUAUUCAUGGGUUAACACAAGUCUUUAUUAAAUACAACAGAAUAAAUUGAUGAAACGUCGAUUUUUCUUAUCAAAUUUCGAUUUGACCGCAUGGGAACUUGCUCGCAAAUUUGAGUAUCGAUAAAACGAAAUUUUUUAUUUUGAUUUUGUUAUUUACUACCUACAAGUUGAAUUAACAGCGCGACAACCCCUAAAUAAUUCUUCUCUUGUAAAUAACUCGUGAAAUUACACAAUUUUUGAUUCAAUAAAUUCACACAUCUUACAGUUGUUGAGUUAUUUUGAAAAAAAAUUGAUGGCACUAAGAUUUCCGCUUUGUCAACUCACCCUGUAUAUCAAUCGUCUUAAUAAUAAAAGUAAUUUUGAUCGGGUUGCGAAUUUUGCACUAAACAGGCAAAAAUGCGACCAAGUUACCUGGAAUAUAAAUCUAAAUAAUGUACACUUGAACGAGACAUUGAUGUCGUAGUUAUUCGAACAUUAAAAAUAUUCACUAUGUGAGAACAAGCGAGUUUUUUUUAAUAGAGUACAUUAGGGUUUUUCUAGCGAUCGAAAUUUGAGUGUUAAAUUUAUUAAAAAAAUAUAUUUUAGUUUAGCUCCAUCUCAAUGAUGAAUAUUUUUAAUAAUGCAAUUUUUUUAAAUAUAUUUUGGUGUUAACCAUAUUUCUCUUCUGAAAAGACAGGUACUGUACAAUUUUAAUAUCUCCUAAAUUACAAAUGAAGAAAAUGUAAC